GUGACUCGUCCGCCGGAGGAUGGCUGCUUUGCAAUUGGUCUAAACGCGGAGUGGGCGGGACGACGGGUGUGUGUCGCCUUGUCCCCUGGCCAAGAUGGCUGCGUCUGUAGCCCGGCGCUGGUGGCCUUUGGUGGCCCGCCGAGGGCUCCGGCCCCGCGGAGGUUGUGUCUGCAGCCAGAGGCCAAGGAGAAGUUUCGCAACCGAGAGGCGAGAUCGGAACCUCCUGUACGAACACGCACGCGAGGGCUACAGCGCGCUCCCUCAGCUGGACUUGGAGCCGCUGUGCACACGCCCGGAAGAAGCCGCGCGCACCCUGGAGCACCGCAAGGGGGAGCUGCGGCCGGACGACCUGCCGGCGAUCAUCGCGACAUGGCAGGAGCUGAGGCAGCUGCGGGAGCAGAUCCGGAGCCUGGAGGAGGAGAAGGGGGCUGUGGCGGAGGCGGUGCAGGCCCUGCUGGUGAACCAAGACAACAAUCAAGUGCAGCAGGUACAGCUAGGUCUAGGUCCUGGCUCUGUGUUUGGUUCUACUUCCCUCUUAUUCCCAGACCAGCUUUCUCCCCUUGGGGGAAGGGAGGAGGCCCAGCUUGAGGAGCAGUUCUACCUGCGGGCGCUGAGGCUGCCCAACCAGACCCACCCAGACGUGCCCAUCGGGGACGAGAGCCAAGCCCGAGUGCUACACGUGAUCGGAGACAAGCCAGCUUUCUCCUUCCAACCCCGGGGCCACCUGGAAAUCGCCGAGAAACUUGACAUCAUCCGUCAGAAGCGCCUGUCUCACGUGUCUGGCCACCGCUCCUAUUACCUGCGCGGGGCUGGAGCCCUCCUGCAACAUGGCCUGGUCAACUUCACCCUCAGCAAGCUCAUCCAGCGGGGCUUCACCCCCAUGACAGUGCCAGACCUUCUCCGAGGAGCUGUGUUUGAAGGCUGUGGGAUGACACCUAAUGCCAACCCAUCCCAAAUUUACAACAUUGACCCCUCCCGCUUUGAAGACCUCAACCUGGCCGGGACAGCAGAGGUGGGGCUUGCAGGCUACUUCAUGGACCACGCUGUGGCCUUCAGGGACCUGCCAAUCAGGAUGGUUUGUUCCAGUACCUGCUACCGGGCAGAAACACACACAGGGAAGGAGCCAUGGGGGCUAUAUCGAGUGCACCACUUCACCAAGGUGGAGAUGUUCGGGGUGACAGGCCCUGGGCUGGAACAGAGCUCACAGCUGCUGGAGGAGUUUCUGUCCCUGCAGAUGGAGAUCUUGACAGAGCUGGGCUUGCACUUCCGGGUCCUGGACAUGCCCACCCAGGAACUGGGCCUUCCCGCCUACCGCAAGUUCGACAUUGAGGCCUGGAUGCCAGGCCGGGGCCGCUUUGGCGAGGUCACCAGUGCUUCUAACUGCACAGACUUCCAGAGCCGCCGCCUCCACAUCAUGUUCCAGACAGAGGCUGGGGAGCUGCACUUUGCCCACACGGUGAACGCCACAGCCUGUGCUGUCCCCCGCCUUCUCAUCGCCCUCCUGGAAAGCAAUCAGCAAAAGGACGGCUCGGUCCUCAUUCCCCCUGCCCUCCAGCCCUACCUUGGCACCGAUCGGAUCACAGCCCCCACCCACGUGCCUCUCCAGUAUAUUGGGCCCAACCAGCGCCAGAAGCCCAGGCUCCCGGGCCAGCCUGCCUUGAACUGAGGACUCCUCCUCAUCAGCCACCUGGGUUGUCGCUGGCUGAGGGGACCGUGGACCCCGAGACAUGUCCUGAGCCUGCCCUGACAUCUGGAUUCCUCCUCAGCUCCACGCCUGGGCCUGUGGACUCCCGGGUCCACCUCUCCUUCCCUGCUGCCUCAGAAUCAGUGAUCUUGUUGUCACUGGGGGUCCCAAUGGGAAGCAGGACAUCUGGGGACUUGAAGGAUCUAGGGAUGGGAUAAGAAGAGAGACCUCCACCCCUUCUGUCUUCCCUCCCGCCUUAGUGCUUAGCAGAAAGUCCCUAAUAAAUGGUCAGAACAAU
Myotis brandtii (Brandt's bat) is the source of this 1982-nucleotide messenger RNA. It is a transcript of the gene SARS2, whose product is annotated as seryl-tRNA synthetase 2, mitochondrial. The record is from RefSeq and is a predicted model, not a curated record. Gene Ontology annotation, biological process: mitochondrial seryl-tRNA aminoacylation. The transcript is spliced from 17 exons. Bases 95 to 1666 code for a protein of 523 amino acids. NCBI's taxonomy places the organism in Eukaryota, Metazoa, Chordata, Mammalia, Chiroptera, Vespertilionidae. Gene Ontology annotation, molecular function: ATP binding; tRNA binding; serine-tRNA ligase activity. Gene Ontology annotation, cellular component: mitochondrion.